AUGCCAAUACUUGAAGACAAGGUAGCAAUAGUCACGGGCGCCGGGCGCGGCAUCGGUCGCGGGGUGGCCAAGCUGAUGGCCGCUGAGGGCGCCAGCGUCGUGGUUUGCGACCUGGGCGUAAACGUGGACGGCACCGGCGCGGACGUGUCGGUGGCGCAGCAGGUGGUCAACGAGAUCGGCGAGGCUGGCGGCAAGGCCGUGGCCUGCACCGAAUCGGUGGCCCUGAUGGAUGGCGGCGAAAAAAUUGUACAGACUGCCGUCGACAAUUUUGGCAAGUUGGACAUCGUGGUAACCGUGGCCGUAUUCUCUGCUGCGAUAUCUGCAUGGUUGUCAAGCUGUCGAGAGAAUACUGGGGACGACGUGAUCGCCGUUCACCUGAAGGGCACCUUCACCGUGGUGAAGCACGCCAGCAUUCUGUUCCGGCAGCAGCGUUCGGGUCGCAUCAUCACCUUCAGCAGCACCUCCGGUUUGUACGGCAACUCGCGCAGCGAACUACGAUCCGGCGCGCAAAGAUGGGCAUCGUCCUGGGUUACCCGUCGUUUGCGGCGCGGGACCUGGGGCGUCUCACGGUGGUGACCGCCUCCCACGCCAUUUCGCCGUCUGCCAGCACCCGAAUGA
Messenger RNA from Geodia barretti, 618 nucleotides. Lineage: Eukaryota; Metazoa; Porifera; Demospongiae; Tetractinellida; Geodiidae. The record is from the annotation of a GenBank genome assembly.